Messenger RNA from Heterotrigona itama, 459 nucleotides. The record is from the annotation of a GenBank genome assembly. Lineage: Eukaryota; Metazoa; Arthropoda; Insecta; Hymenoptera; Apidae.
UUUCCUCCACAUAAAAAGAAAAAGUCUCUGUUCGCGCGCCCGCUUUUCGUGUGUUUAACUUGUUUCUGGAAAUGCAAUUUGAAAAUCGCCAUUGAAAGUGGUACAAAUGGACCAUGUCACCUGUUAAUUACUCUUCGAUUUUUCGAAUUUAGUAUUUUGGUCGUGAUCACGGAUGGGUCGCAGCGAGCAUCGCAUCCGAAAAAAGAAGAGGACCGGAAAACUGCUAUAGAAAGAGCCUGCAACAAAUGGCUUAUCAUCCUCUGGAUGGGAAAUGCAUCUAAAAAAUUGGAAGUAAUUCUUGUUACUAUUUUGUUACUAUGCCCGCAUUUAGAGUUUGUAGCAUGUAUUGAUUUCAUUAUAAAAGUUAGAUAUAUUUUCGUUGUAUUUAUUUCAAUGACUUUCUUAGUGUUGUAUUGGUCAAACAACGCUGAUGUGUCACAAAUGUCGCUUUUCUUUAAA